Aspergillus saccharolyticus JOP 1030-1 is the source of this 2068-nucleotide messenger RNA. It is a transcript of the gene agm1, whose product is annotated as phosphoacetylglucosamine mutase PCM1. Gene Ontology annotation, biological process: UDP-N-acetylglucosamine biosynthetic process; carbohydrate metabolic process. The coding region runs from base 54 to 1703 and encodes 549 amino acids. Gene Ontology annotation, molecular function: phosphoacetylglucosamine mutase activity; magnesium ion binding. NCBI's taxonomy places the organism in Eukaryota, Fungi, Ascomycota, Eurotiomycetes, Eurotiales, Aspergillaceae. The record is from RefSeq and is a predicted model, not a curated record. The transcript is spliced from 6 exons.
CUACAAGAUCUGCCGCCGCCCCCCCCCCCCAUUCUUACUUAGUUUGCGCCACCAUGGCGUCUCCGGCAGUCAAGAAAGCAAUCGCUGAAGCGGCUGCUCAAUACGCAAAGCCAGAAGGGAGGAUUUUUCAGUAUGGUACUGCAGGAUUCCGUAUGAAGGCCGACCUUCUCAACACUGUUGUUUUCGCCGUCGGUUUGCUUGCGGGCCUUCGUUCUAGGAAGCUUAGUGGACAAUGGGUGGGUGUCAUGGUCACUGCCAGUCACAACCCUGCAGAGGACAAUGGCGUCAAGCUCGUCGACCCCAUGGGUGAAAUGUUGGAGGCUGAAUGGGAGACCUAUGCGACAAGACUCGCCAACGCUCCGCUUGACAAGGUCGGAGAUGUUUAUGAAGAGCUUAUUAAGGAAAUCGAUGUUAGCAUGGAGAACCAGGCUCGCGUGGUUUUCGCUCGUGACACCCGCGCCUCUGGCUCCCGUCUUGUCUCAGUUCUCAACGCCGCACUUACCGCUACGGAAGUCGAAUUCCUUGACCUGAAGUACAUGACUACCCCCCAGCUUCACUAUGUCGUUCGGUGCAAGAAUACGCUGGGAACGCAGUAUGAAUACGGCGAGCCCACUGAGCAGGGCUACUAUGAGAAGCUUGCUGAGGCUUUCAAGAGAGUGAUGCGGGGCAUUAAGGUCAGGGGUUCUUUGACCGUUGACUGUGCCAAUGGUGUUGGUGGCCCCAAACUCAGGGAACUUAUCAAGUACCUGCCCACUGCGGAGGAGGGCGGUCUUGACAUCAAGAUCGUCAACGACGACGUUAUCAACCCCGAUAGCCUCAAUUUCGAGUGUGGCGCCGAUUAUGUCAAGACGAAGCAACGCGCUCCUCCGUCGUCCAAGGCCGGUCCCCUGGAGCGCUGUGCCUCAUUGGAUGGUGAUGCCGACCGCAUCGUUUACUAUUUCGUUGAUGAGGGCAACGUCUUCAGGCUGCUCGAUGGCGAUCGCAUUGCCACUCUUGCUGCGUCUUUUAUUGGCGAUCUUGCUCGCAGCGCUGGAAUCGCGCAGAAACUCAAGAUCGGAGUCGUACAAACUGCCUAUGCCAACGGAUCUAGCACUGACUACAUUGAGAAGGUGCUGAAGCUUCCCUCCAUUUGCACCAACACCGGUGUCAAGCACCUUCACCACGCCGCUUUGCGGUUUGAUGUUGGUGUCUACUUUGAGGCAAACGGACAUGGUACGAUUACCUUCUCCGAGAAUGCUCUGAAGACGAUCAAGAAUACGGAGCCUCAGUCUCCCGCCCAGCAGCGCUCGCUCGAGUGCCUCCAGGGUCUGACGGAUCUGAUCAACCAGGCCGUUGGUGACGCCAUUUCUGACAUGCUUCUGGUUGAGGCUAUUCUGUCUCACAAGGGUUGGAGUCCCAAGGAGUGGCUCGCAACUUACACCGAUCUGCCCUCGCGCCUUGUCCGUGUCGAGGUUGCGGAUCGCGGAAUCUUCAAGGCCUACGACGCUGAGCGUAAGCUUGAGUCGCCGCCAGGUCUGCAGGCUGAGAUUGAGUCUCUGCAGUCCCGUUACAACAAGGGAAGGAGUUUCGCUCGUGCCAGUGGCACGGAAGAUGCCGUGCGUGUUUACGCUGAGGCAGCGAGCCGUUCCGAGGCUGAUGAUCUCGCCACUCGUGUUGCCAACGCUGUUCGUGAAGCUGGUGCCGCCAAGGAGCCCUCGUCCUAGACUACCUUCGGGCUUCUACCGGCAAGGGUCGAGGGCAUAUUGUCUAUCCAUGUUUGGCUCAUGCGGGUAGCUGGUUCAAAAACAGCAUUGAAUCUGGACGCGCAGUGCAGACUUGCUGUAGAAAACCGAGUUCUGGGGUUUCCUGGGAACUUUGAUGAAUGAACUCAUGAUCUUAAUCUAAUCUACACAUAAGCAGAGAAAAUUUGCAUUUCGGUUUGUGCAUUUGAUAGUGCCUUUCUAUGUGACACUGCAAGAUAUGCAGACAUCAUCCAUUUCGGCCCUACGCUUGCUCCUCUUCUCCUGUUGCAUUCACCCUUAUCAUGUAGCCAUGCGAUGCGAUGUUCCCGUCAUUUUAUAGAUCGAAU